Molecule: messenger RNA, 870 nt
Organism: Phanerochaete carnosa HHB-10118-sp
Lineage: Eukaryota; Fungi; Basidiomycota; Agaricomycetes; Polyporales; Phanerochaetaceae
Exons: 4
Source: RefSeq, a predicted model, not a curated record
AUGCCGGCUUGCUCCCAAGCCAACCCGUCUCUCUCCAAUGUGCAGAACGCCGCUGCACCACCCCAUCCGACGGCUCCUUCAUCUUUCCAGCUGUUGAACGUCACCCCACCUGUUUCGAACCCACCACAGCCAAGCACAGCCGAUGCUACCACCAGAAGAAAGCACAAGAGGUGCGGCAAGGUCACAGCAGCCUGCGAGAGGCAGCUGCCUAAGUUCCAGUGCGAGCAACAAGGCGAAUGCGCCAUUCACAAGUUACCGAGAAUGAAUAACACAUCUUCUAACAGUCGCCCAAAGAAGGAGAAGAAGAACAGCCCACGUUCGAGGGGUAAUACAAACCAACACCCGUCCAACCAGUCAACCGGCCCCUCGGCCAUCACCCUGGCUGUUCCACCCCCACAGCCAGGACCUGUCAUGGCCAAGACAGUUCCCUGCGCGAGCCAGCCCACCUCUACUGACACGAGUGCUCAAACUCAAAGCACCCCAGUCGAGUCCAUGCCGUCUCUCGCACGCUCUCAGCCCAAAUCAACGGCUACUGCAGUACCUGCCGCAGCUGCUACACUAGGGCCGCAGAAGACCGACCGUGUCUACAAGAUGCACAUGAAGUCGUCGUUCUCAGAGUCCUAUCUCCAAAACCAGCAUGAGAAGAUGUUGUUGCAAAACAAGAACUUGAACGCCAAGAAGAUAAAAGAGAAAGUCUCCGAGAAGGUCCAAAUUGUCAUUUGGGAUACAUGGGUGCAGGCACAGAACGUGAAGGGACAGCCUCGUCUAGUCAGCUAUCCUGUGCCUCCUGGUAAUGUUCGCACCAAUGGAGAGCUAGCUGUCAAAAUUGAUGCCGAGCUCUUCAAGGCUUGGAGGAUGGAUCAGCCUCCA